AUGAGCUCGGCGUACAUUGAGUUCUCUGGACUUUGCAUGAGGUCAUUCUGUCCUUAUGUUACUAACUUUUACAGACUUGCAACACUCCUUUUCCAUGUAUUGUUUUCCAUCAUCGCAGAAGAUGCAUUAAACUCUAACAUGUUAGUCGCUAAUGGAACAACACUUUUAAAUGAACCAUUUAAAAAUGGAUCAAAUCCUCAAUCCUCAUUAGUAUCUGGAAGGAUAGCACGUGGAAAUGCGAUAAUACAAGAGAUGAGAUCACACAUCUUUGGCACGGAUGAGCAAAUCCACGAAUCGGAUCUAAUUUGUAAUUGCAAUGGCGCAUUGUGUGAUAACGAAUUAGUUCAUUUGCUUGGAGAUUCUUAUAGGGGCAAAUGUAGGGCAAAGCGUGGUCGUUGCUUCAAAGUUUACGAUGAGCAGCACAAUUACCACAUGUCAGUUGGGUGUGUUGACCACAAGGACCUUUUUCCGAUUCCCAUUUUCUGUCUCGGCCAUCCAAAUUUCCACAUGACAUGCUGCAACUAUUCAUUCUGUGAUGAGGAGAUCUCUAUGAGCGUGGCGGAUAUGGUCAUAUCAGACAGAACCACCCCGUGGAGAUGGGUUAUUGUUGGAUUAGUAGUUCUUUUUGGAAUUCUUAUUGCUACUGCAAUAGCUUUAUUUCGACACCCAAGACUAACAUCUUUCGUGCGAAAAUAUUUUCGUCUAGGCCCAACAGUUUCUGCUGCGUUGAACAAUAUAUCUUCUAGAGAGGAUGAAGUGCCAAUGAUUGAGACGUUGUCUCAAACAACGACAACUUCUGCCCCAGCAAUUCAACUGUUGUUAUUGAAAGGGCUCGAGUCGACAGAUGCAGGAUCAGGAUCGGGAUCUGGUUUGCCUUUGCUAACACAGAGAAACAUCGCAAGGCAGAUUGAGCUUGUGCGGGAGAUUGCUCAAGGACGAUUUGGUGAUGUGUGGUUGGGAGCAUGGAAAGGUGAUAUGGUAGCUGUUAAAAUUUUCUCUUCGCGUGAUGAAGGAUCCUGGUCACACGAAGUAGAGACGUUCCAAACACACAUGCUCCGCCAUCCUAAUAUUCUUCAGUUUUACGCCAGCGACAGCAAAGAUACCGGUACUAUUAUGCAGCUGUGGUUAAUUACAGAGUACCAUAGCCACGGAUCCCUGUUUGAUUAUCUUUCGAACACUACGGUAAACGUCGUGACUCUUGUCCAGAUGAUACGAAGUAUCUCCAAUGGGUUGUCAUUUUUGCACACUGAAUUAAUGGGAAUUCAAAAGAAACCAGCCAUUGCUCAUCGAGAUAUCAAGAGCAAAAAUAUUCUCGUUAAAGCUGAUUUAACAUGUGCAAUUGCUGAUCUGGGUCUCGCGGUGCGAUAUGAAGCAGGUCACAUAAGUUUGCCGAACACGAACAAAUGCGGAACUGUGCGUUAUCUUCCUCCUGAAAUUCUCGAGGACAAAGUGGAAUCUACAAAGUUUGAGUUGUAUCGCACUGGUGAUAUGUACGCUGUUGGUUUAGUGAUCUGGGAGGUUGCACGACGUGCAACGUGUUCUGCUGGUCCUGCCUCAUCGUUCGCAGAGUCGUUGCCCUAUUACGACCAUGUUUCGCGAGAUCCAACUAUAAAAGAGAUGCGAGAAGUCGUUGUAACACAAGGAAUUAGGCCUUACCAAUCUUAUCAUUGGCAAAACAACAAUGUGCUACGUGAGGUUUCUCGUGUUAUGCCUCAACAUGCGGCUCUCGUGAGGAUGGGUCCUAGAUCCGUCAUUCAUUCUGGACACGUUUCUCAACCGGUCAUUAGAUAA
Molecule: messenger RNA, 1791 nt
Organism: Necator americanus (New World hookworm)
Lineage: Eukaryota; Metazoa; Nematoda; Chromadorea; Rhabditida; Ancylostomatidae
Exons: 20
Coding region: 1-1791 (596 amino acids)
Biological process (GO): cellular response to growth factor stimulus; activin receptor signaling pathway; protein phosphorylation
Cellular component (GO): plasma membrane; activin receptor complex
Molecular function (GO): activin receptor activity, type I; ATP binding; activin binding
Source: RefSeq, a predicted model, not a curated record